AUGUCAACGAGGAUCAGCGUGGGGGAACAGUCCACGGCUUAUAUACCUGGCGCAUGGUUUGAAGUAUACAAGUCCAAGCAAGCAUCCGGGCGAAUGUCAAAGUUCCUGCUAGGCGAUAUCAAACUCCCAUUCCGGCGUGGAGAACGCAGUCACCAAUGGGAAGAAGAAGCGACAAAGCGAAAAGUAGCAAAAGUCGCGCGAGACCCCUUGCCGCUGGACAGUGUGGUAGCAGUGGCCCUUUUGGGCGUUUCCCCCGCAAUUGUCUUGGGUUCGGGAUUGGAAGCGAACCCGACGCUUACCUGCAACGGGAAUGGCAAGUUCAAUACGAGAUACGUCUAG
Messenger RNA from Penicillium daleae, 339 nucleotides. RefSeq lists its product as uncharacterized. The transcript has a single exon. The coding region runs from base 1 to 339 and encodes 112 amino acids. NCBI's taxonomy places the organism in Eukaryota, Fungi, Ascomycota, Eurotiomycetes, Eurotiales, Aspergillaceae. The record is from RefSeq and is a predicted model, not a curated record.